Molecule: messenger RNA, 869 nt
Organism: Thrips palmi
Lineage: Eukaryota; Metazoa; Arthropoda; Insecta; Thysanoptera; Thripidae
Product: farnesyl pyrophosphate synthase-like
Exons: 5
Coding region: 1-801 (266 amino acids)
Biological process (GO): trans, trans-farnesyl diphosphate biosynthetic process
Cellular component (GO): cytoplasm
Molecular function (GO): dimethylallyltranstransferase activity; (2E,6E)-farnesyl diphosphate synthase activity
Source: RefSeq, a predicted model, not a curated record
AUGAACGCGUCGUACGGCAUUGUCGACGACCUGGUAGACGGCGGCGUCGUGCGAUGGGACAAGCCUGCUUGGUGCAAGCUUCCCGAAGUGGGUCUGGCCUCAGCCUUCGACGGCAUCUUGGUAGAGAACCUUGUGUUUCAAGUGCUGCGGCAGCAGUUCAAGGGUUCUCCAUGUUACGAAGAACUGGUGGACCUGUUCUUGGAAACGACGUUCGGCUUUUAUUUGGGGCAGAAUGAUGACAUCCACAUCGCUAAGCCCGGCAGAGCCAUGCUUGAAGAUUUCACUCUGACGCGGUACCAGAUGGCAGCCAGGCUCAAGACCUCAUUAAUUGAGUUCUACAGCCCCGUGGCGGCGGCCCUGCUGGCGUGUGGCGUCCAAGAUCCGAAAGCCUACGCAGCAGCUCGAGACAUUUCCGUUGACAUGAGUCUGAUCCUUCAAAUAGUGGAUGACUACAACGACUGCUUCGGUGAUGACAAGAGUGACGUGAGCCUCGACAUCAGGAAUGGCUGUUGCACUUGGAUGAUUCUAGAGGCCAAGAAAAUAGCCAACGCGAGCCAGAAAAAGAUCCUGCAGGAAAACUACGGUUACGAUGAUCAGUCAAAAGUUGAUGUUGUGAAGCAGAUCUUCGAUGAAUUAGGACUAAAGAAAAGGGUAAUGGAUUAUCGUCAGAUGUUAUUCCACUCAGUCAUAGCCAAGAUCGAACAAAACGCGGAAAUAUUACCUCCAAAUAUCUAUAAUUAUGCGUUGGAGAUACAUCAAGACUAUUCCGUGGAAUGGUGCCAAAGAAACCAAGUUGAAUAAUAAAACAACGGCAAGGGAAGGCGGUCUCAGUCCAAUGAAAGGGAAGGGGAAUAAAACAAAGAACUUGA